GGGCGGGGCUGCCUCUCCGCAAACUGAACCAGGCUACAACCGGCAGAAGAAAACUUAGCCCGGCUCGAUCCAUGGAGGAGUGUGGGAAUGCUGUGACCGCAGGAGGAAAAGCGCACUUCGGCUCCAACACGCAGGACCGCACCGGCUACUGCUAUAAUUGAAACAGACCAAAUGUAACACUGCGUUUUGGAACAGAAAAAUAAUCAAGGAAAGGAAAAAAAAUACGCGCGUAAUGUACUGUGCCAUCGCUGUCAGCAUGAUGUGACCAAUCAUUGAUAGAGCUACCUGCGGAAAUUCAUUCAAACGGGAUUUUUUCACAGUUGGAGAACACGAGAGCGGCUGGUGAAAAGGCUGGCAGGCCUGGGGUGGGACAGGGAGCAUGGCUGAAGCGCGGAGGGAGAGCACGAGCAGCCUGCAGAGGAAGAAGCCCCCAUGGCUCCGGCUGGACAUCCCAACUGCUCAGAUGUCACUCGACGAGCCCCCCACAUUUGUCCCGCCCACGAAGAGGCAGGGUUUCCUCCGCAGUAUCAGCAUGCCAGUGGAGACGGUUCACCUCCAGUCUCCACCGCGGGAUUUCUUCGACACCAGGCGGCCAGUGUUACAACGGCAGUCGUCUAUCACCCAGACAAUAAAGAGGGGAACAGCAGACUGGUUUGGGGUGAGUAAAGAUGGCGAUGCGACGCAGAAAUGGCAGAGGAAGAGCCUCCGUCACUGUAGCCUCCGAUAUGGGAAGCUGAAGCCACAGGUGAUUCGUGAGAUGGACCUCCCAAGUCAAGACAACAUCUCCUUAACCAGCACAGAGACUCCGCCCCCCCUCUAUGUCCCCUCGUCUCAACAUGGGAUGCAGAAGAUUGUGGACCCCCUGGCCCGUGGCAGAGCUUUCCGUAUGGUGGAGGAGGUGGAUGGCUACAGUGUUCCUCAGACCCCAAUCACUCCUGGGGCGGCCUCCCUCUGCUCCUUCACCAGCUCGCGCUCUGGGUUAAACAGGUUACCACGGCGACGCAAAAGAGAGAGUGUGGCCAAGAUGAGCUUCAGAGCUGCCGCAGCAUUGGUCAAAGGUCGGUCGUUUCGAGAAAGCACCCUGCGGAGGGCCCAUCGGCGCAGCUUCACUCCGGCCAGCUUCAUGGAGGAGGACAUGAUGGACUAUCCUGAUGAACUGGACACAUCCUUUUUCGCAAGAGACAUUAUGAUGCAGGAGGAGCUGUCCACAUACGCUGAUGAGGUCUUCGAGUCCCCCUCUGAGGCGGCCAUGAAGGACGCAGAGCCCAGCACCAAAAAGGACGACACGGAGCUCACGGGCAGCGCUCUGGACAAGUCUGAGCUGGAGAGAAGUCACCUCAUGCUCCCAUUGGAGAGAGGAUGGAGGAAAGCCAAAGAGGGGACACCCGCCCCCCCAAAGGUACCCCUGCGUCAGGAGGUCAUUAGCAACUACGGGCAGCGACGUGGACAGAGGAUUGGACUUCCUGUGAAGAAACUGUUCGCUCGUGAGAAGAGGCCGUACGGGCUCGGGAUGGUGGGGAAACUCACAAACCGGACAUACCGCAAACGCAUCGACAGCUAUGUCAAGAGGCAGAUAGAGGACAUGGAUGACCAUCGGCCUUUUUUCACUUACUGGAUCACCUCAGUCCAUUUACUCAUCACUAUCUUGGCCGUUUGCAUCUAUGGUUUUGCACCCGUGGGUUUUUCCCAACAUGAGACUGUUGAUUCUGUUUUAAGAAACAAAGGUGUGUAUGAAAAUGUCAAGUUUGUGCAGCAGGAGAACUUUUGGAUUGGGCCGAGUUCAGAAGCCCUAAUCCACUUGGGGGCCAAAUACUCUCCAUGCAUGCGUCAGGAUAAGCAGGUGCACGAUCUUAUCAGGGAAAAGAGAGCUAUCGAACGCAACUCCGCCUGCUGUGUACGCAACGACCGCUCCGGCUGCGUCCAGACCACAGAGGAGGAAUGCUCGAGUACGCUCGCAGUGUGGGUGAAGUGGCCUAAGCAUUCCAGCACUCCACAGUUAAAUGGGAAAGACAGGCAGUAUGGCUCAGUCUGCCAUCAGGAUCCAAGGAUAUGUCUAGAGCCGGCUUCAGGAUCACCUCACGAAUGGCCAGAUGACAUCACCAAAUGGCCUAUUUGCACCAGGUACAACACAGGGAACCACACCAACCUGCCUCAUAUUGACUGCACCAUCACCGGGCGACCGUGCUGCAUCGGAACCAAAGGAAGGUGUGAAAUCACAUCUCGAGAAUACUGCGACUUUAUGAUGGGCUACUUCCACGAGGAGGCCACUCUCUGCUCACAAGUGCACUGUAUGGAUAAUGUCUGUGGGCUGCUCCCCUUCCUCAACCCUGAGAUUCCAGAUCAGUUUUACAGGCUCUGGCUCUCACUUUUCCUUCACGCUGGGAUCCUUCACUGUCUGGUGUCUGUGGCGUUCCAAAUGACCAUAUUACGAGACCUGGAGAAACUGGCGGGCUGGCUGCGGAUAUCAAUCAUCUACAUCCUCAGCGGCAUCACCGGAAACCUGGCUUCAGCCAUAUUUCUUCCAUACAGAGCAGAGGUCGGUCCGGCGGGAUCUCAGUUUGGGAUCUUGGCCUGUCUGUUUGUGGAGUUAUUCCAGAGUUGGCAGAUCCUGGCUCAACCUUGGAGGGCCUUCACCAAACUGCUCUGCGUUGUCCUCUUCCUGUUCGCCUUUGGUCUACUGCCCUGGAUCGAUAACUUUGCCCACAUCUGCGGCUUCAUCUCGGGCUUCUUCCUCUCCUUCGCCUUUCUGCCCUACAUCAGUUUCGGACGCAUGGACCUGUACCGAAAGCGCUGUCAGAUUAUAGUGUUUCUGCUGGUGUUUUUCGGGCUGUUUUCUGGCCUCGUGGUGCUAUUCUACGUCUAUCCCAUCAAGUGCGAGUGGUGCGAGUUGAUCACGUGCAUCCCAUUCACAGACAAAUUUUGUGAGAAGUAUGAUCUGAAUGCCCAUCUCCAUUGAACCAAGUAAUUACAAGGACAAUAUAUGGAUGUCAGUGUAUGUCUCAAGAAGGGGGCGAUGUAUGUUUCCUGUGAAACUAUGGUGAAAUGCCUUGUGUUUUUUUAUCAGACUAAAUAUCAGAUGGACUUGCUAUGUGUUUACUUACCAUUGUCACCACAGUCAAAAUAAGGUAUAUCUUUUUUAAGCCUCGUCAAGCUACCCUUUACAUGUGAGGUUACAAAAAACAAAGAAUUUUUACUUUAUAACUUCAAAGUUUUAUUACAAUUCAGGCAACGUCACAGAAGCGCAGGGAGACAAAAUGAAAUUCUUGCAAAACCUUUGGUGCCUUGUUCAGAAAAUGUACCAACUACUGCCAUAAUUUUGUUACAGUUUGCUGAGCACUCGAAUGUUUUAUUUCGUUAUUGCUUCUCAAGAAGUGAUGGUUGUUCUGAAUGUGGUAGUGUUUUAGCUACCUGGCUACUCACAUGUAACUGAAAAUAACAGUAAAAAAUAACAAAACUCAAA
This is a messenger RNA of Periophthalmus magnuspinnatus, 3460 nucleotides long. It is a transcript of the gene rhbdf1a, whose product is annotated as rhomboid 5 homolog 1a (Drosophila). The record is from RefSeq and is a predicted model, not a curated record. Gene Ontology annotation, molecular function: serine-type endopeptidase activity. Gene Ontology annotation, cellular component: endoplasmic reticulum membrane. The coding region runs from base 380 to 2956 and encodes 858 amino acids. Gene Ontology annotation, biological process: regulation of protein secretion; regulation of epidermal growth factor receptor signaling pathway. Lineage: Eukaryota; Metazoa; Chordata; Actinopteri; Gobiiformes; Gobiidae. The transcript has 18 exons.